GCCCGGGCAGCUCAGCGUUGCAGCGAUGUGGCGGAUGCGGAUGCGGCUACUCACUGGCUACCUGGUCCUGCUGGCCCUCGGCCAUCUGCCGGAGCAUGGCGCUCUGGGCCAGAAGUACUACAUGAACUUCGCCUUCAACAACAAUAAUCCGGAUGGAGAAGGAGGCACCGGCGCCGAUGGUGGCGCUGCUGGUGGUGGUCCCGCUGGUGCCGGUGGUGCAACCAGUGAUCGUUCACAAGAAGGUGACGGUAGUGCGGCGACGGAUCGUCCCAAUGACGACCACGCUACAUCCGCUGAUAAUAGUUUGGCUACUGAUGGCGAUGCCGGUGAUAAGAAAAGUAGUGGAGAUGGCAAGAGCGACUCCGACAGCGAUUCCAAAGACUCGAGCGGAGGCAAUGCUGCCACGCCAGCGAAUGGUCAUGACGAUGAUAACGAUGACAGCGACAGCAAGGAUGUCAAGGAUCGGCAUUCGAAGGAGGAUGCCGCAGCGGAGGGUAAACGCACCGAUCACAGCCACCACAGUAGCUACGAGAUCAGCAUCGACGACAGCUUUGGCGGGCGCUACGUGCGCUCCAUUUACGAGAGCAGCGAGAGCCACGGCCACUCCGGCAGCAAUGCCGGCUCCAAUCAGCGGGACAGCGGAGCCCGCGAUAGCAGUCAGGAGACCCAGACCGCCAAGGAAAUGGCCAGUGAAGCCCCUGCUGCACGGGCACCUCGCGUCGCUGGCAACGUGCCGGAUGGGCCCGAAACUGGAGCCAAGGAGGAUGACUACGAGGAAAUGUAACACCACCGGGACAUCUGACUUCAGGUUCGCUCGAGGGACUUGGAAAGGACGCAGACACUUCAAUUGAUUUCAUCAUUAAAAUGCCAAUAAAAUUUAAAUACCAAAA
This is a messenger RNA of Drosophila yakuba, 890 nucleotides long. RefSeq names its product accessory gland protein Acp32CD (gene Acp32CD). The record is from RefSeq and is a predicted model, not a curated record. NCBI's taxonomy places the organism in Eukaryota, Metazoa, Arthropoda, Insecta, Diptera, Drosophilidae. Bases 26 to 784 code for a protein of 252 amino acids. The transcript has 2 exons.